CUUCAGUGACACCACAAGCGGCUGCUAGUGCUGCCGCUACACAGUAACUUGCAAUAAUAGUUCUUUUGGCUACAGUUGGUCUUGGGCGAUUAUUUUAGUUUUGUUCUUCGACAGGAUUUGGUGUGUUUUCAAAUCCAUGCCCGAGACACAAGUGAUUUGGCAUGCGGCCCCCUGUUUGCGGAUGUUCGCRUCGAGCCACAAGGACUAAUACUAUUAUUAUUUGAAACCGUCCUCAUCGCAGGGACGAUGGCAGCGGAUGGCAUGUGCACGGAAGCUCGUUUUAUCGCUGCCUCCUUCCGUUUAGCCUGUUCGAAUUGUUAUGCCGAUGACCGUCCCUUGAAAACAUGUUCCCGUUGUCAUCGUGCGUCCUAUUGCAGUGUGGCGUGUCAAAAGGAGCAUUGGUCGAUGCACAAAGAGCACUGUCGACGGUUUACCCUCAUGAUGGAUCUUUUAAAGGGGAYGAACGAACCCAUGCGUUGUGGAUUAGAUAGAACCGCCAUGGUACGCACAGCCAUGUUGUCGACCGGCCCUAACGCCGAUGAGGGCCUCUUUCGAUUGUUUUUGUAUGGCCCCACCUGUGCCGUGUGCUAUAAAAAUCCCUUUSAUUUUGGACAAACGAAUGUCAAGGAUUGGAAACGGUGUACGACCUGUCAGUUUGGAUGGUGUUGUUCUCAAGCCCAUUGGGAAACCUAUCGGCCUCGGCAUACGGAGGAGGUGUGURAACGGUACCAAAAUUGCAUUGCCGAUGAAAAAUUUUUGUUUGAACAUUGGAAAAGGGACAAGGAACCAUUUGCGUAUUGCCCCCUUGAUGUACAUCCGUCCCUACAGAAAUCCUUCCCGACGUCUUGGGAUGCAUAUUUUCGAUGGCGCGAACAUAGAUUGUAUGUGAAAAACAGGCAUCGAUUACCCAUCAACUUUUUUCGAUGCGCCACCGAUUAUUUGAGCCAAAUUUGUACCGUCUUGUACGGCAUGGACCGGAUCCUCUCCUUUCCACAGGUUCGAACCUACAGCACCCUUCAUUUGCAUGURAUUGGGGCCUCCGGCUAUGAAUUUCCAGCCUCGUGUUUUUGGGAAGAAAUCAUGCAUAUUUUCCCCAAUCUGCAGGAAUUUCAAGUGACCUUCAUUGGACCCGACAUUCGAGUUGAAGGCRAUCUCGCCGGCUGCAGUAACCUGGAGACCUGUCCCGAUUGUGAAGCCAAGGGUCGAAUGCGUAAGCAAGCCUUCUUUAGUGGUUUGUAUCACGAAUACCACACGUCUUCCCAUUUCAAGCCUCCCGAUGUCUGCGUGGCCUUCAACACGGGGAUGCAUGAAGAAUAUACCCAAAGUUGGGAAACGACGUUGCACGUGUUACUGGAGAUGAAUGUCCCUUGUAUCUUUACCUCCUUUGAUGCCAACGAAGCCCAAAAGGAUUGCGAUCUCCUGUUGAACCUUCAGGCUAAGAUGAUCGACGAGCCCCACUACAACCCAUUUAGUUCCCAAUACCUCCAGCUGGAUAUGGUAGAAACGGACAAAUUUUAUCAAAAGAACAUGCAUGUCCUUUUGUUCCAGGGUCGACAGUCCUUGUAAGGGAUGAUCCACACUCUAUCACCCAUGGGCGAGACGAUCAUUAAACAAACCAACACCACACAUGUAUUUUGCGUACGGUUUGUCCGUUGCCCCGUCUUUGSAUUGCACCACCAGGAUCGCGUCGACCUCAUCCAUCUCCGCACAGGGCUCCCAACAAUUCUUUGUGGCGCGCGCCCAUGUGCACACUCCAUCCAUUGUGGGACUUCAGCAUGCACAGUUGAAGUUGACCGGUGUUUCAGCAAGGGACUGGAGUUGUGGUGGACGAGAWAGGACUGUAGAUAAUGAAGCCUUCGUUUCUAAAACGAUUGUGUAGCAUUUUUCACUUUCCCUUUGCUCAGCUCGUUGCUUUUCUAUCUCGCGCGGUCCAUUAUGUUUUCUAAUAAGAAUUUUUUGACAUUUCAAAAUAUUCAUAGCAACGGUCGACCCCAUAAUAAUGAUGGACUCGGMGCUGUUCCACCGCSUUUUGGCCUUACCCACCUGGACUCGAUCCUCCUCUUUGGACCACUCAACCAUUAAACUCAUAUAGCAGGAGGAUCUCGUAGCCUGGUGGCAUCACAUCUUUUUCAUUCCAUCCGUCGCCCAUCCAAGCCACCCUCUGGUAGGCCUAUUGGACUCGAUUGCGACAGGAAUAGAAUUGGGAUCUCAUU
Molecule: messenger RNA, 2213 nt
Organism: Pseudo-nitzschia multistriata
Lineage: Eukaryota; Bacillariophyta; Bacillariophyceae; Bacillariales; Bacillariaceae
Source: the annotation of a GenBank genome assembly